GCAGGGUUUUUUGCAUUGACGUCAACCGUAUACAGCACAAAACAGAGGCUUUCUUCAUAUUUAGUGUGUUUGAGUCAUAAUGUGGACAGAUAGCCAGACACUGGUACCAGUUUUAAACCAACGUGACUGCGACAGCCGCUGAUAUCUUUCCCAUCAUAUAGAGGAGAGGAGGAUACUGUGUGCAACGAUAACUGCAACACAACCACCGUUGCCCAGAGUGCGGCACAGGCAAGAGCCCGCGACCGCCACAUCAGGCACCAUGAUGGAGGGGGGCAUGCAGCUGCUCAACCGUGACGGCCACAGCAUCUCGCACAACUCAAAGCGCCACUAUCACGACUCCUUCGUGUCCAUGAACAGGAUGCGACAGCGCGGCCUGCUGUGUGACAUCGUGCUCCAUGUCUCCAACAAAGAAAUCAAGGCGCACAAAGUGGUGCUAGCAUCUUGCAGCCCCUAUUUCCACGCUAUGUUUACCAAUGAGAUGUCGGAGAGUCGGCAGACCCAUGUGACCCUACAUGACAUUGAUCCCCAGGCUUUGGAGCAGCUGGUCCAGUACGCCUACACAGCAGAGAUCGUGGUCGGGGAGGGCAAUGUGCAGACGUUGCUUCCAGCAGCGAGCCUGCUGCAGCUCAACGGGGUGCGGGAUGCCUGCUGUAAGUUCCUCCUGAGCCAACUGGACCCCUCAAACUGCCUGGGCAUCCGAGGCUUUGCUGACACACACUCCUGCAGCGACCUGCUCAAGUCAGCACACAAAUAUGUCCUGCAGCACUUUGUGGAGGUGUCCAAGACAGAGGAAUUUAUGCUGCUGCCACUGAAACAGGUACUGGAUUUGAUCUCCAGUGACAAUCUCAAUGUGCCAUCUGAAGAGGAAGUAUACCGAGCCGUGUUGAGCUGGGUAAAACAUGAUAUAGAUGGACGUAGGCAACAUGUGCCUUGGCUGAUGAAGUGUGUGCGACUGCCACUGCUGAGGCGAGACUUCUUGAUGAGUAACGUGGAUACCGAGCUGCUGGUGCGUCACCACUCGGAAUGCAAGGACCUGCUGAUCGAGGCCCUCAAGUACCACCUGAUGCCUGAGCAGAGGGGAGUCCUCAGCAACAGCAGAACACGCCCCCGACGCUGUGAGGGUGCCAGCCCUGUGCUCUUCGCCGUUGGUCAGUGUGCCCCUGAAGGUGGUGGCAGCUUGUUCGCCAUCCAUGGAGACUGUGAAGCGUAUGACACCAGGACAGACCGCUGGCACAUGGUGGCAUCCAUGUCCACUCGGCGGGCACGAGUGGGCGUGGCAGCCAUUGGGAACAGACUCUACGCUGUUGGAGGGUAUGAUGGAACCUCAGACCUUGCAACUGUGGAGUCGUAUGACCCCAUCACUAACUCAUGGCAACCUGAGGUUUCCAUGGGAACACGGAGGAGCUGUUUGGGUGUAGCAGUCUUGCAUGGUCUGCUGUAUGCUGCUGGAGGUUAUGAUGGAGCUUCUUGCCUCAACAGUGCAGAGCGUUAUGACCCUCUGACCAGUACAUGGACCUCAAUUGCUGCCAUGAGCACACGAAGGAGAUAUGUCCGAGUAGCAACUCUGGAUGGCAGCUUGUAUGCAGUGGGAGGUUAUGACAGCUCCUCACAUCUUGCAACAGUGGAGAAAUAUGAGCCCCAGAGCAACACAUGGACAGCCAUUGCCAACAUGCUGAGUCGGCGCAGCAGUGCCGGGGUGGCCGUGCUGGAUGGUAUGCUGUAUGUCGCAGGAGGAAAUGACGGCACCAGCUGCCUGAACUCUGUGGAGCGGUUCAGCCCCAAGACCAACACCUGGGAGGGAGUGGCCCCAAUGAACAUACGCAGGAGCACCCAUGACCUGGUGGCUAUGGAUGGCUGGUUAUACGCAGUGGGAGGUAACGAUGGCAGCUCCAGUCUCAACUCCAUUGAGAAGUACAACCCGCGCAGUAACAAAUGGGUCGCAGCAUCCUGCAUGUUCACACGGCGCAGCAGUGUGGGCGUGGCUGUGCUGGAGCUGCUGAACUUCCCGCCGCCUUCUUCGCCCACCCUCUCGGUUUCCUCCACCAGCCUUUGACACGGGGUCACCGUUUGGCUGACCUCAGCCUCUGCUGCUACAGCCCAGACUGGCUCUGGGAAGAGACGCAAUUGCUCUGUUUGAGAGGUGGUGGAGGGAUGGUGUGAAUGAGGCUUGGUGAAUAUACAGCACCGUCCAGGAUCAAUGGCACAGUUGGUUAAGAUUGGCCCACCACAGCGGUAAAAAAUGUAAAGCAUAAGUAAAGAAUUUAAAUCUAAAAAUCUCAAAAGAAAUGUUCACAAGUAACUCUGCACUUUUUCAGUUUGCACUGUACCAACAACACAUCAGAUACUAUUAAUGGAGCUUUUAAAUUUAGUGCAGCUCCUGUUAGCACUAAAAACACCAAUGUUGUAGAACUUAUAUCACAUAGACCAAAAUAAGUUAACUAACUCAAUUGGCUUUCAAAAAUUGCAAAAAAAAAGGCAAACAUUCUGUAACCAUCCUUUUUUUCUAGAUUUUUUACCUUCCUUUCUUAUUUUUACCAUUAAACAUUUUAUAUGUUUGAUUUUGUGCUCGUGCUGCUUUUUACCAAGUUUGCAAUUGAUUCUGGACUGCACUGUAUCAAAUCUGUGAGCCUGACACUCCGCUGUACAGCUCCUCUCUCCAGAUACCAGCUCCCUCUCUUUUGAAGAGUACAGAUAUUCCUGGAUCAAGAUAUGUGAACACUGAACUUUUCUUCUCCCCCCCCCCCCCCCCCACCACCACUCCAUAGUUUGACACACAUACUGAGAAACUCGGUGGACAUUGAAUUCUGUCAUGUGUAAUGUAAAUGUUUUUGAUUUGAUGGUGUUGUCCUCUGAAAGAUUUUUGUUUUGAUGUCAGGAUUUUUGCAAUAAUAUGUAUAAAAAAAAAAGAGAGAAAACAAAUUAUUUUACUUUUGGAAUGUAGCCUUCGACUGGUUACACCAUGCAUGUUUACAUAUUGGCAUUGACUCCCAACGGGAGGAUAAAAUGUGGUAGUGCUGCUAUGCCACACUAGGUGGUAGUAACAGGCAAUGUUAUAAAUCCUUCCCAUGCUGCAAGAGAGCAUGGACACCAACAUAGAGAUGCCAGGCCCUCACAACUGUAAAUGAGUUUGAAUCCAUUUUUUUUCCUUUUUUUUUUUAUAAAA
Scomber scombrus (Atlantic mackerel) is the source of this 3163-nucleotide messenger RNA. RefSeq names its product kelch-like family member 17 (gene klhl17). Lineage: Eukaryota; Metazoa; Chordata; Actinopteri; Scombriformes; Scombridae. Gene Ontology annotation, molecular function: protein binding. The record is from RefSeq and is a predicted model, not a curated record. Bases 260 to 2053 code for a protein of 597 amino acids. The transcript has 12 exons.